Molecule: messenger RNA, 1317 nt
Organism: Sarcophilus harrisii (Tasmanian devil)
Lineage: Eukaryota; Metazoa; Chordata; Mammalia; Dasyuromorphia; Dasyuridae
Gene: C2H16orf86
Product: chromosome 2 C16orf86 homolog
Exons: 5
Coding region: 189-968 (259 amino acids)
Source: RefSeq, a predicted model, not a curated record
CCAGGGUUUGAAGGCUUUUAAAAGCCAAAUGCAGGAUUUCAUGUUUGAUCCCGGAGGCCGCAGGGAACUGCUCCCAUUCGCUAAGCAGGGGCUGCCCUUUAGGAAAAGCGAUUUGAAGGGCGAGCGAGCGGGGCAGCAGCAGGAGACAAGGAGACUCGCCAGAAUCUCCUGUGACGGUUCAGGCACAGAUGCGCGUGCCUGGGGGAGGGCCCGCAGAGCCCGCGCCUAGAGCCAGGAAGGGGGAAGAGCGCCAGGCUGGGUCGGGACUGGAGCCGGAGCCCGAGCCCGAGCUGGAGGAGGAGCUGGCAAAGGAUGAGGAGCAGUUGGAGCCGCGGGGUCCCCGCCCCCCGCCGCUGGUCCCGCCCUUGCGGGCCAGCCACGGGCUCAAGAGGAAGCCGGCCAAGGUGGAGGCCGAGCUGCUCCUGCAGCACGCGGAUUUGAGAAGGCCGCCCUUGAGAAGGGAAGACUCGGAUGGGGCACAAGGAGAGCCCUCCCCGCCGGCCAAGCAGCACAAAAAGGCCAAGAAGCGCAAGAGCCUCGGCGCGCCCCCGCCUCUGGCUGCUGCCCCCGCGGUGCCCACCCCGGCGGAAACCCUCGGGCUGGAGCGGAAAGCCCAGCGCCUGAGGCCUUUGUAUCAGUACAUCAACUACAGCAACCCGGAGCUGAACCAGGCUGGGGACGGAGAAGCCGAGAUGGAGGUGGAGCUGGGCUUGGCCCCAGAGCAGCCUCCGGGAGGCCCGGAGGAGGCCGGCGUGGAGAGGCCACAGGCCUCGCCCCUAGGAGCGAUCCCCUCGGUGCUGGCUCCCUUUGCCGAGGAGGGAGUUGAAGAGCCUGUGCCCGUCCUAAGCUUCGCCCCGAGCAGCCAGCUGAAGGCCGAGGUGGACAAGUCGACCCAGGUGGACAUCGACAAGAUGCUGAGCGUGUGUGCGGCCCACCUCGUUCCCCCGCUGUCCCCCCAGUACAAGUGACGGGACCGCCGCUGCCUGGCUGGCUCAGGCCCGGGCCCCCUGCUGCCCAAGAGGCCCGGGGAGGGGGCACUUCACUGGUACUUUUGGCCAGAAGGGCCUCCUUUCUGUACCUAAAUACCCCUCUGCCCCCUUCUCGGCUUGGCGGCGUUACUGGGUGAAUGCUUUCUGAAGCUUCCGGGCAACAAACACUUGUAGCAAUUUUUGGCCUGCCCGUGUUUAUUGCCUGUGGGAUGCGCUUCCCUGAGGAGAACCAGGGGAAGUGGGAGCUGCCUAAAUACUACAUCUUUCCCCCUUGGACUCAUCUUAGAAAGAAAAUUGAAGUUCAAGAAUAAAAAGUUGUUUAAGUUUC